Messenger RNA from Pygocentrus nattereri (red-bellied piranha), 1137 nucleotides. Its product is annotated as zinc finger protein 528-like. The transcript has 3 exons. Gene Ontology annotation, molecular function: DNA-binding transcription factor activity, RNA polymerase II-specific; RNA polymerase II cis-regulatory region sequence-specific DNA binding. Gene Ontology annotation, biological process: regulation of transcription by RNA polymerase II. NCBI's taxonomy places the organism in Eukaryota, Metazoa, Chordata, Actinopteri, Characiformes, Serrasalmidae. The record is from RefSeq and is a predicted model, not a curated record. Bases 1 to 1137 code for a protein of 378 amino acids.
AUGUCCUGCACCAAGUCGGUGGCCACUGACCUCUCCAUGGUGGACAUCUCCAACCUGGAGGGUCUCCAGACUGAACUGACUCAGCUGAGGAUGCUGGUGGUGACGUUGGAAGAUAGAUUAAAGUGGAAGGAGCAGGGCGAGUCUCAGAAAGAGCUUUCACAUGAGGAUUUAGGCCUGAAGCAUGAAGACAUUGAUGUAGAGCUACAAAUACUGGACGCAGUCAGCUUGGUAGCCGUUUUUAAAGAUGAACUAAAUUCAGAACAAAGAACUUCUACUGGGCAGAAUGGUAGAGAGCGUUCCUUGAUGGAGGGUUUGGAGGGUGAACUGACUGUUCAUGUUAAUGGACAGACCUCCACAGAGAUCCAAGAAGCUGUUUGUGAAAAUGAAAAGCAGCUAACGCUUCAGGGGCUGGAGGAAGGAUCUCUACAGCAUGAGCAUGAAGCAAACACUGUGCAGAUGUCCAACACUGAGUUCAGCGGUGAAGACCAGCAGACACAGUUAAAGAUGUGUUCAGUGAAGCUGCUGGACUACAAGAAACUGAUCAACCCUGACAACCAUGUCUAUACCAAUGUGCCAAGCCAAUUGUUGCCCAGCAAUGAGAAUAGAUGUAUAAAUGGAGAACAGAUUCAGAAGAAAGGGAUGAGCAGAAGAGGAAAGCCUCAGAAAUCUUCCUCAUCUUCACUUCACUUCAACAGACAUGGUAAACACAACAGAAGGAGGUCUUGUCCCUGCUCAGAGUGUGGUAAGUUCUACCAAUGGUCAGACCUUAAAGCCCAUCAGGUGACACAUAUUAAAGAAAAGGCUCACAAGUGCUCUCAGUGCAGAAAGUCCUUCAGGACCGCAACAAGAAUUCUCCAGAGGAUUCAUAUUGGAGAGAAGUCUUACCAAUGCAUUCAGUGUCAUAAGGCUUUCACAUGCUCAGAGUACCUUAGAAAGCAUCAGAGAAUUCACACCGGAGAGACUUACAAGUGCGCCUUGUGUGGAAAGUGGUUCUCCAGCCCAUCGUCAUUGUUGCAGCAUCAAAGAAUUCACACUGGAGAAAAGCCUUACCAGUGUUCUCAGUGUGGGAAAGCCUUCUCUCAGUCGUCUAACCUUAAAACACAUCAGCGAGUACAUACUGGAGAAAAGCCUUACUAG